CAUUUUGGUCUGUGUCUGUGGUCGCGUCGAAUCGUGUAAAUAAACAAUAACAUUAGGUAUUUAACGUUCUACUGAUUACGAUUAUAUGCGAUACGAGAAUAGAAAGCCGUCAAGUCAAGUUCGUAGGCUAAUGACCCUAACGAAACCAAACGAUGCAUAUUAACAUAUGAUGAUAAAGUGUUUAUAGUGAAAUAAAAUAUUUUAUUUUCUAUCAGCACAAUGAAGUUCAAAAUAGACAAAAGGCUAUUGCCUAUUAAGGCACAUUUCUUCUUCUUUUUCGCUGCGCUGGGACCUCUUCUGCCCCAAAUGAAUGUCUUCGGUCGUCAGCUUGGUAUAUCUGCGGAUGUAAUGGGGAUGGUGACGGCAGUUUUACCACUGUUAUGGGCGGCAGCGAAACCUCUAUUCGGUUACGUAGUUGAUUAUUGGCCUAGUCAAAGGAAACUAGUCUUUAUGUUGUUAAUUGUUGUAAUGACGGGAUCAUACUGCGGUUUAUGGUUUCUACCGAUGCCUGAAGAGCCAGAAUCGUCUGUACCACUACUAAAAUCUGUAUACCAAUUUAACGAUACAGUCACAGUGCAGAAAUACAAAAUUGACCCUUCUGAACAUUUACAAAUGGUGAACUGCCAUUGGAGUUGUGAAAGAACAUAUGAUAUACAAGUAUAUCUACCAAAUUCAACUCUGGUUAAUACCAUUUAUGUCGACGGUGUUGUGAAUGAUACGACUUGCUCGCUCUUACGUAUGAAUUAUGUGGAUACUAGAGGGGGACAGGUGAUAUGCUCGCCGAAAGAAGAAUGCAAUUUAAUGUGCUUCGAAGAAGGAAUAAGAGUUAAUGGGAGUAGGAAAAGGAGAGAAAUAAGCGUAUCUAAGGAUGUGAAUUCUUUAGAAGUUGAUGCUAAGAUGUUUGGUAAAAUAGAGAAGGAGAAAGAACAAGAUGGAUAUGUUUAUAUGACGGUUGUCUUUUGGGUUUUUGUUGUGUUAAUGUGUAUAGGUACGGUGGCAUUUAAUGUAGCUAAUUGUAUUGGUGACGCUGUUUGCUUUGAUGUACUAGGUGCUGAAGCUGCUUCAAAAUAUGGAGCACAAAGAGCCUGGGGUACCGCGGGGUAUGGGAUAACAGCCCUUCUAGGUGGUUGGCUUGUUGAUUUAGUAUCUGGAAGUUAUAAGGAUUUUACACCAGCGUUUAUUGUGGCUAUAAUCGCUACUGCAAUAGAUUUAUACAGUUGUAGAAGUCUUAAGCUACCCUCACUAUCAAGUCCUGAAGACUCGGGGAAAGCGUUACGCGAUGUUCUGAAAAUACCAAGAGUCUUGAUUUUCAUCAUAUUCGCGGUUGUCGCAGGGACAUUUGAUAGUUUUAUCAUAUAUUAUAUGUUCUGUGGUAGAGCCCGUUUUAACAUGUUCGCACAACAGGGCUCGGGAGUAGUCGUUGCAGCUCAGAGCUUCAUCGGCGAACUUCUCUUUUUCUUCUUCUCCGGUAAAAUAAUAAAACGCUGGGGUUAUAGGAGAACUCUUACUUUCUCCCUCUUUUGCUACGGAAUCAGACUCGCUCUCAUCUCCUUCAUACAGCAUCCCUGGCAUCUCGUGUUUAUUGAGGGUAUAAUGCAAGGGCCGACUUACGCGCUAUGUUACUCUACCAUAGUGGGGUACGCAGCGCAUGUCGCCCCUGAAGGGUAUUCCGCUACCGUACAAGGUAUAGUUGCUGGCAUGGAUGAUGGUGUUGGAUUUGCGUUAGGUUCCCUACUAGGCGGGCAGUUAUAUGCCCGACUAGGCGGGCGCGGUGCAUUCCGUACUCUGGCUAUCGCUGCCACUAUAGCUGCAUUCACACACGGCGCUUUAUCUAUUAAAAAGAAACCUACAAAAAAAACACAGGAAUUACCAAAGGAAGAGGAUGAGAAAAUGUUACCAACACUUAAUACAUCUAUAUAUAAAGAAACCACGUUACCUUUGUCUGAUGUCGGACAAAGUGACAGGUGACAAGUGACA
Messenger RNA from Papilio polytes (common Mormon), 1977 nucleotides. RefSeq lists its product as uncharacterized. Gene Ontology annotation, molecular function: transmembrane transporter activity. The transcript has 11 exons. Bases 220 to 1968 code for a protein of 582 amino acids. The record is from RefSeq and is a predicted model, not a curated record. NCBI's taxonomy places the organism in Eukaryota, Metazoa, Arthropoda, Insecta, Lepidoptera, Papilionidae. Gene Ontology annotation, cellular component: membrane.